Neogale vison (American mink) is the source of this 1869-nucleotide messenger RNA. It is a transcript of the gene GJB6, whose product is annotated as gap junction protein beta 6. NCBI's taxonomy places the organism in Eukaryota, Metazoa, Chordata, Mammalia, Carnivora, Mustelidae. The transcript has 3 exons. Bases 356 to 1141 code for a protein of 261 amino acids. Gene Ontology annotation, cellular component: connexin complex. The record is from RefSeq and is a predicted model, not a curated record. Gene Ontology annotation, biological process: cell communication.
GGAAAGAAGGAAGUUAUGAAGAGAGAACCUCAACACUCUCUAGCUUGUGACAUAACUGAGGUGGGAGUUGGGACCCCCACUGGGCCAGUGGGGACAGUGACCCUAACUGGGAAGACACGAAUCAGUCCAGCAGCUUCACUCAUGUUUUUAUUUUAAAACCAACUCUUGUACUGGUAACAGUGACAUCAUCACUGAACUGAAACUGUGCAAAGAUUUAUAUUCAUAUCAUUACUGUCAACAUUGGCUUUUAGCCAAUCAAAUGGUGUAGAAGAAAGCCUGAAGCCCUUGAGGAGGGAUCCUUAUCUAAUUCUUCUCCAGGCCAAUAAGCUGUGAGUCCUUGGAAGAAUAAGCCAGCAUGGACUGGGGUACCCUACACACUUUCAUUGGGGGUGUAAACAAACACUCCACCAGCAUCGGGAAGGUAUGGAUCACCGUAAUCUUCAUCUUCCGUGUCAUGAUCCUUGUAGUGGCUGCUCAAGAAGUGUGGGGUGAUGAGCAGGAAGAUUUUGUUUGCAACACUCUGCAACCAGGAUGCAAAAAUGUAUGCUAUGACCACUUUUUUCCUGUGUCCCACAUCCGGCUGUGGGCCCUGCAACUCAUCUUUGUCUCCACCCCGGCCCUGUUGGUAGCGAUGCAUGUUGCCUACUACAGACAUGAGACUGCCCGCAAAUUUAGGCGAGGAGAGAAAAGAAAUGAAUUCAAAGACUUAGAAGACAUUAAAAAGCAGAAGGUUCGGAUAGAGGGGUCCCUGUGGUGGACGUACACCAGCAGUAUCUUCUUCCGAAUCAUCUUUGAAGCAUCCUUUAUGUACGUGUUUUACUUCCUUUACAAUGGGUACCAUCUGCCUUGGGUGUUGAAAUGUGGGAUUGACCCUUGCCCCAACCUUGUCGACUGCUUUAUCUCUAGACCUACUGAGAAAACCGUGUUUACCAUUUUUAUGAUUUCUGCAUCUGUGAUUUGCAUGCUGCUUAACGUGGCUGAAUUGUGUUACCUGCUGCUGAAAGUAUGUUUUAGGAGAUCAAAAAGAACACAAACACAAAGAAAUCAUCCCAAUCACACCCUAAAAGAGAGUAAGCAAAAUGAAAUGAAUGAGCUGAUUUCAGAUAGUGGUCAAAAUGCCAUCACAGGCUUUCCCAGUUAAACAUUUCAAAGCAUAACGUAGCUGACUCAUAACAAAAGUGGUGCCUUCUCCUGAAGGCAAUGCCUAUCUAAAAAUUCCUCCCAUAGGCUGAAGACUUUGUCUUUAUAAAUGCUUUCAUAAUACAUAGAUACUUUAAUUAACAUUUUGUAGAAUAAUUGUUCCAUUAAUAUGUAGCAAAAUCAAAUAUGUGGUCUAUCUCUGAAAACUAAGACAGGAUUACAACUGUGCCUUGAAGUAACUUUAACAUAUUAUGUGGACUGUCCGACAUACUAGGUAUUUCCUGAAAAUUUAAACGUGUAACUGUUGUUGAUAAAAAAACAUUUACAUAGAAAUUGAUACUUUGAUUAGUAAAAGAUAUUUUUAUAGGAUUGAAUGUUUUAGUUCUGACUUUGAAUUUAUAUAAAGUAUUUUUAUAAUGACUGGUCUUUCUUACAUGGGAAAACAUACGAUGUUAGUUUUAUAAUUAUGCCAUAAGUAUCUAAAAUUUGAACUUACAAAGAGUCUAUCUUGUUGUAAAUAGUGUUUUGCAUUGUCUGUUGACAAACUUAUGAACUAUCAUGAUACUCUUAAGGUGGAAAUUGUUCAUUGUAUAAAAUAUUUUUAUUGCUUCCUGAAUGUAGACAGAACUGUAUGGAAGUAGGAAGCUUUUUAAAACUAGACAAUUUGCAAUCAUUGUGAACAGCUGACAUGAAUGUGCUAACCUCAAUAAAGAUUAGCCCCAUUGCUUA